AUGCAGCAGGGAACGCAGGACGGCCUUGUGUGGCAACAGUCGGCUCUGUAUCUAGAGCCAGUAUGGACACGAGAGCCUUCCAUAGGCGACAUUGAGAACGUGUCCCGCCAACAGCUCAAGAUACCAUCAGGCAAUCCCUGUACUGUCAUAUUCCAUGCAGCAGGUCUCUUCAAUAAGGUCUACCUCGUCCGUGCUGAGGAAAGUACUUUUGUCAUGCGCGUUACCUUACCUGUCUACCCGCACCAUAAAACACGUGCCGAGGUCGUCACGUUGAAAUGGGUGCGCGAGAACACCACUAUUCCCGUCCCCAAGGUCUUUGCUUUUGACGACAAUAGCGACAACGAGAUCGGCUUUGAAUGGAUCUUAAUGGAGUUUAUGCAGGGAAAAUCCGCACGGAAGCGAUGGCGUACCAUGUCGAUGGAGCAGAAGAUCACCCUCACGAAGCGUUUUGCCACAUUCCAGUUUGAGUUAUCAGGUCUCGAGAAGCAAGAAUCUGCGUUCAAAGGUAUAGGGACAUUGGAUUCUCCUGAAAUUGAUCUACAAGUCAAUUCCAAGGCGCCCGAAGCUGUCAUCACACCCGGACGUAUGGUGUCCCAUGAGUUCUUCAUGGGCGAUCAUCUUACGUACGACGUCCCAAGGGGGCCAUUUCUCUCUACUCAUGACUGGCUAAGUGCCCUAUUGGUAAUAAUCAUACGCCAUCAGAACUUGGUUCUGGAGAAGUCUGAGGACGAAGACGAUAUCGAAGACGCUGAGGAGAUCUUGCCAGUAGCGCAAAGCCUUCUGGCUCUGCUUCCUAAAAUCUUUCCGCCAGAUUUGAGCAGAACAGAGCUAUCAGCUCUCCAUCACCAUGAUCUCAACCUCAACAACAUUCUUGUUGACGAACAAGGAGAACUUACUGCGGUGAUUGAUUGGGAAUGUGUGUCGGCACUCCCUCUCUGGAUGUUGAAGCAAGUGCCCAAAUUCCUUGAUGAUGAGCCUCGCGAGGAUGAGCCGCAGCGCGACAAAUAUGGAAACGAGACAACAGAAGAGGCUGUUGAAGAAGAGGUUAGGUGCAACGACCCAGACUAUCUGGAUAAUGAAGGCAAAAAUGAACUAUACUGGAUUCAUAAGAUGGAAUACGAGACAACGCAGCUACGUAAAGUAUACCACGCCAGAUUAGACGACCUUUGUCCGGCUUGGGUCGAGGAUAAUCACUUGAAAGACGAUUUCUACGAAGCAGUCUCGCAAUGUGAUGGAUUGUGGAAGAAAAGGGUGCACAGGUGGGCGGAAUGUAUCGAGAAGGGCGAGUCUGUGAGGCUCAAGGACGUUUAG
Messenger RNA from Fusarium subglutinans, 1311 nucleotides. Its product is annotated as kinase. The record is from RefSeq and is a predicted model, not a curated record. The transcript has a single exon. The coding region runs from base 1 to 1311 and encodes 436 amino acids. Lineage: Eukaryota; Fungi; Ascomycota; Sordariomycetes; Hypocreales; Nectriaceae.